Molecule: messenger RNA, 270 nt
Organism: Cercopithifilaria johnstoni
Lineage: Eukaryota; Metazoa; Nematoda; Chromadorea; Rhabditida; Onchocercidae
Source: the annotation of a GenBank genome assembly
AUGUAUAUUGAAAAAUGUUUUGCUAAAGUUCAGUGUAAACACUCAGAAGUAUUGGUUCGUUUGGAGCGUAACGAGAAUCAUGCAGUCCCAGUUUGCCCAUCUGCUACUGCCGGGCGGAAUAAGAGAUUAAGAUCAAGAUAUUUUCCGCGAAAUGUCAUCAAAUGUGAUGGACUAAUAUGUAACAAAUGUCGAUGUAAUGUUAGGAUGGGUUAUGUGUUAUCAAACAAUACCAAUCAAGCAGAAUGUGUAUUAACAUGUCCAACUAGUUAA